Aspergillus neoniger CBS 115656 is the source of this 2056-nucleotide messenger RNA. Its product is annotated as amino acid permease. NCBI's taxonomy places the organism in Eukaryota, Fungi, Ascomycota, Eurotiomycetes, Eurotiales, Aspergillaceae. The record is from RefSeq and is a predicted model, not a curated record. Gene Ontology annotation, biological process: amino acid transmembrane transport. The coding region runs from base 184 to 1881 and encodes 565 amino acids. Gene Ontology annotation, molecular function: amino acid transmembrane transporter activity. The transcript has 2 exons. Gene Ontology annotation, cellular component: membrane.
CUCUGUUUCUGUUUUUCCUCUUCCCCAAAACUCAAUCCGGUCAUCAUUGACGUUGACUGACACAUCGACUCCCUCCCCAGCUGUCGUGCGCUGAGGCUGUCAUCUCCGCUGCCUCGCGCUCUCUUCUCGCCUUCCUGAUCUCCUCUCAUACCUUUCCCCACCUCACCUGAACACCUGUCGGUUAUGGAGGACAACAAGGCCGCUUCCCAAGGGAAGCUGCCCAUCGACAGUGCCAUCACCGAGGAGAAUGGCUCCCAAUCCCCUUCCGAUCGCUCCCUCACCCCCUCCGGCUUGCGCGAGCGCCGGCGCAAUGGCCUCACCAAGGAUGUCGAAAGCGACAAUGAGGAGGAAGAAACUAAGCUGAAGCGCAACUUGAAGAACCGUCACCUGCAGAUGAUCGCCAUUGGUGGUACUAUUGGUACAGGUCUCUUCAUCAGCAGUGGAACAGCCCUUGCGGAGGCUGGCCCGGCAGGUUCCCUUAUCGCCUACGCCUUCGUCGGUUCCAUCGUCUAUUCUGUCAUGUGCUCGUUGGGAGAGAUGGCUACCUAUAUCCCCAUCCCCGGUGCCUUCACCUCCUACGCCGCUCGUCUCGUCGACCCCAGCUUGGGUUUCGCCAUGGGUUGGAUCUACUGGUUUAACUGGGCCUCCACAUACGCCGUCGAGUUGACCGCGUCGGGUAUGAUCAUUCAGUACUGGAAUGAUCAGCUGUCUAUUGCUAUCUUCAUCGGUGUCUUCUGGGUCGUCAUCUCCGCCAUCAACUUCCUUCCCGUCGGUUUCUACGGCGAGCUGGAGUUCUGGUUCUCUAUCACCAAGGUCUUGACCGUUCUGGGCUUUAUGAUCUUCGCCAUCUGCAUUGAUGCUGGUGUCGGCAAGCAGGGCUACAUUGGAUUCAAGUACUGGCACGACCCGGGUGCUUUCGCUCCCUACCUGAUCACCUCCAAUGAGUCCGUUGGCAAGUUUGUCGGUUUCUGGGCUGUGCUCAUCCAAGCUGGUUUCUCCUACCAGGGUACUGAGCUGGUGGGUGUCGCCGCCGGUGAGACUGAGAACCCCCAGAAGACUGUCCCCUCGGCCAUCCGCAAGACUUUCAUCCGUAUCCUGGUCUUCUUUGUCCUGACCAUCUUCUUCAUCGGCUUGCUCGUGCCCUACACCAACCCCGACCUGGCCAGCGGAACUGAAAACGCUUCUGCCUCCCCCAUGGUCAUUGCCGCCAACUUGGCCGGUGUCAAGGUCCUUCCUAGCUUGAUCAACGCUGUUCUUCUCACUGUCGUCUUGUCCGCCGCCAACUCCAACGUUUACAGUGGCAGUCGUGUUCUGCUUGGUCUGGCCCAGGAGGGUUUCGCGCCCUCGAUCUUCGGAUGGGUCACUCGCCGUGGUGUCCCCUAUGUCAGUGUGGCUUUCACCGCUCUCUUCGGACUUCUGGGCUUCAUGAACGUCUCGGAAUCGGGUACGACCGUCUUCAACUGGCUGGUCAACAUCUCCAGUGUGGCCGGAUUUAUCUGCUGGACGUCCAUCAACGCCAGUCACAUUGCCUUCAUGAAGGCAAUGAAGGCGCGCGGUCUCUCCCGCGACACCCUUCCCUACAAGGCCAUCUGGCAGCCCUGGUUGGCCUGGUACGGACUGUUCUUCAACAUCCUGAUUAUCUUCACUCAGGGUUUCACCGCUUGGAUCCCGACCUUCAACGUUUCGGACUUUUGGGUAGCCUACAUCUGCCCCGUUUUGUUUGUCAUCCUGUACAUUGGCCACAAGGCGUGGUACCGUACCAAGUUUGUGCGGCCCAUCGAGGCGGAUCUGGACACCGGACGUCCGCCCUACACCACUUGGGAAUCGAGCAACCCCAAGGACGGAUGGGUGCGGAGGAUCUGGGAUAGCAUCAUGGGAUAGACGUGGAUAUAGUGAUGAUGAAUAUAUAUUAGAAGAAUCGGAGAUUUCGUUUUGUCGCAUAUAGCGGAGUUUGGCGUGCAUUUGUGUAACAUAUUUAUAGUUAUAAAGUUAUCCGGUAGCUGAUAGACAGCUACCAAAAUAUAUUUAGAUGCAAUUUACAUUCAGUAUAAUUAGC